Messenger RNA from Glycine soja, 1495 nucleotides. RefSeq lists its product as uncharacterized. The transcript has 12 exons. Gene Ontology annotation, cellular component: chloroplast. The record is from RefSeq and is a predicted model, not a curated record. Bases 212 to 1225 code for a protein of 337 amino acids. Lineage: Eukaryota; Viridiplantae; Streptophyta; Magnoliopsida; Fabales; Fabaceae.
AAAUUUAUAAUUUUUCUCCAAAAAUAAAUUGGGUGUGAAAUCCCAUUCAGAUCCUCUCUCACCGGAUAACUUAUACUACCAUAAAUUAAGAAAAAUAAGUUAACAAAACUCAGCUCAAUUAUUUCACACCAUAUAAUAAUCACUUGGAAACAACCGCGCUAAGGUUGGAACUUGGAGGAACUUGUGUCUGUGUGUCCUUUUUUCCAGAGUCAUGGCUAUGGCUUUGAGUCUCUCCCAAUUCCCUGUUCGUGGGUCUGUUUCUUUGCCCAAAAGAAGACUACCCAGAAGAAGCUUUUGCAUUAGGGGCAUGUCAGAAACCUCUUCCACUUCUUCUGUGAGCACCCAACAAGAACAACCAACUUCUGAUAAUGCUUCUUCAGUGACAAUUGCUCCUCCCCCUAACUUCAAGCCCCCUGAGCCUAAACGCUUUGCAAUUAGGCCUGAUAAGACCAGUGAAGUGUUUGGAGCUUUGCUUCCUUUGAUCUUUCGUUUUGCCACUGGAGUUUUCGUUUCUGGGUAUUCUUUUUCAAUUGUUUCUAAGGAUGAAAUUCCUACAGACGAAUAUGCUUUGGAACUUAAUGGCGUUACCAUAAAAGAAACAGCAAAAUUAGGCCCUCGCCCAGAGAAGCCUAUUGAAAUAUAUGAAUUUGAGAGCUGUCCAUUUUGCCGAAAGGUUAGAGAAAUUGUUGCCAUUUUGGAUCUUGAUGUUCUUUUCUAUCCUUGUCCAAGAAAUGGCCCAAAUUUCCGUCAAAAGGUUCUAGAGAUGGGUGGCAAACUGCAGUUCCCCUACAUGGUUGACCCAAACACAGGCGCUUCAAUGUAUGAAUCAGAUGACAUAAUUCGGUAUUUGGUUGACAAAUAUGGCGAUGGAAACGUUCCUUUAUCUUUAUCACUUGGAUUUUUAACGACACUAACGGCUGGUCUUGGUAUGCUUAGUCGUAUUUCAAAGGGGACUACUUAUACUCCAGCGAAGUUCCCUCCAAAGCCUCUUAAAUUAUGGGCAUAUGAGGGGUCUCCUUUCUGCAAACUUGUACGUGAAGUACUUGUGGAAUUGGAGCUGCCACACUUGCUUGUCAGUUGUGCUAGGGGUAGCCCAAAGAGACAUAUACUUUAUCAGAAAACUGGAACUUUCCAGGCACCUUUUUUGGAAGAUCCAAACACUGGGAUAGAAAUGUUUGAAAGUGCAGAAAUCAUAGAGUAUCUAAGAGCAACAUACGCUCUUUAGUAAGUGAUGCUAUGAUAGGGAGAGGCUUGUAAGGGUUUUUAAGUCUCAUGAUAUGCACCUUCAUUUCCUUUUGUAAAUGUAAUUGCUAAUGGUUCUAAGUUCUAACGGGUAAAUCAAAUUUUCUCUAUAUAGAAAUUUCAAAUAGUGGAAUCAAGUGCCUCAAUAUUUAGCAAUGGUUUGAGGUGGUUAAAAAUGUGGGUUGCUAAGUAGGGUUCUGUUUCGUUCUUUUUAUUUGGGACCCUUUUCAAUUUCAUUCAUCAUUAUUGCGCC